Microtus ochrogaster (prairie vole) is the source of this 895-nucleotide messenger RNA. RefSeq lists its product as uncharacterized. The annotation marks the transcript as partial. The record is from RefSeq and is a predicted model, not a curated record. Lineage: Eukaryota; Metazoa; Chordata; Mammalia; Rodentia; Cricetidae. The transcript is spliced from 4 exons.
CAAGGCAAGUCCAGUGGCCUCACUGAGCUGGAAGACACAGGCAGACACACGACUGUCCAUGGCAGGGAAAGUUUCGUCCAUGUGCCCCCCUCUGUACUGUCCAGUGCUACCUGGACACUCAGCUCAAGCAUGGAGAAGCAGGCUUCAGGAGAGCUGGAAGGCUCCCUGUCUAAGAAAAAGCAAAGUGUGGUCUGGGGCAAAGAAGGGAGCAGACACAGCAUCCCAGGAACUGCUGCUUCCUCUGCUACUGCCAUCUCUGCUGUGGUCCCUGCCCCUGCUGCCAUUGCUUCAGGUGCCAUUCCCAAGAGUCCUAGAAAGAAGGCAGCAGAGGAGAAACCUAUUCAGUGGGAUGCCUCAAGAGGACCCCUGGGAAGAACAUUCCCUCCAUGGGGACAGAGACUCAAGUCAGCUCAUGUGGAACCAGCCACGUUCCCCCCAAUCUCCGGGGUUGCCCUGCUAGGGAAGGGCAGUAAAUGCUCACUGCCUUCGGGGCCCAAAGAGUGCAAGCCCUUCUGCACUGGGAAGAAAUCCCUGGCAAAGAAGACAAAGGAAUCCCAGCCAGGAGCCAAAGAAGAUGAUGAAUCCACCAGAGAUUCUGGCCUGCAGGCACAACUUCCAACACACAGGGCAGAGCAACCCUGCAUGUUCAUGCAUCGUGGAGAAAUGAGCAGUGGAGACCCCAACCUUCGAGCACCCCAAGUUCCAGGAAGCUCUCAGGUCUUGAGGCAGAGAAGUGCCCGUCUCAGAGCUCCUGCCUCUGCUGCUGAAGAGGAUCCAACUGUGGAUCCUUUACUACCUGUUGGAGAGAGUCAGCCAGAAUCAGUACAAGGCACACCAGGAUGUCCGCAGUGCCUGAUGUUACAGAAGGAAAUAGAGGAACUCAAGGAACAACUAG